CUGCUCACUCCACGCAGAUUGUGGAGCACCUCCAAUAUCGGAUCGCGGCUCUGUGCACUUCCCCACAUCACAGUACCAAAUGAGCCCACAUGGCUGGUACCCAUAUAUAGCUCGCUGCCGCUGGUGUCGAAGCAGCAGUGAGAGGAGCUUUGCAGUAACUGACCCAACAUGAUAGCUUCGCUGCUCCCAGUCGCGUUCGCGACAUUCGCGUCCUUCUUCUCACCACUCGACGCUCGCGCGCUCGACAACCGUCAGGAUGGAAACCACUGGGUAACAACCUGGACGAGCAUGCCCCAGCUCGUGGAAUCCAGCAACAUGCCUCCAUCACAAUUCACCUCUGGCGGCGUCCUCAAAGACGCCACUCUCCGACAAACCCUUCACAUGACCGUCGGCGCGCCAAAGAUCAAGAUCGCAAUCUCGAACACGUUCGGAGGCUCUGAUCUCCCCAUUACCGCCGGCUCGGUCGGUCUCCCGGCUGGCGGCGCGGCAGGCGUGUCCAGCAUCGAAGCUUCACCCCUUGCAGCAAUUACCGUUGGCGGCAAGGCCUCUUUCACAGUGCCUCGAGGUCAAGUCGUAGUCAGUGAUGAAAUUGCCUUCGAAGUUAAGGCCCAGCAAAACAUCGCUGUGAGUCUGUAUAGCCAGGCAGGCCAGACUGGAAGUAGCAUUACUGGACAUCCCGGUAGCCGGACGACAAGUUGGUUCGUGAAAGGGAAUGCGGUAAACACUACAACGAUCAGCGGGACGAGCAGUGUGCACUGGUAUUUCGUCUCCGCCGUCCACGCCUCCGUGCCCAGCACCACCUCCGGCAUGAUUAUAAUCGGCGACUCCAUCACCGACGGCCGCGGCUCGGACGACAACAAGAACAACCGCUGGCCUGACUUGCUCCUCGCCCGUCUUCAGACCACAAACCACACUAAUAUCGCUAUCGGGAAUCAAGCCGCAGGCGGAAACGCCGUGCUCUCAGGCGGACUGGGUCCCACAGCGCUCUCCCGCUACAAGCGCGACGCCCUCGAGCAGCCCGGCGUGAAAUACGUGAUGAUCUUUGAAGGCGUCAACGACCUCGGCAGCGGCGCGUCUGCGGGCGCCUUGACGAAUGCGUACAAGCAAAUCACGGCGGACGCGAAGAAGGCUGGGUUUGUGACAAUUGGCGGUACGAUCACGCCGUUUGGCGGGAAUAGUUACUACAGUGCUGGGCAUGAGCAGGCCCGUAAGCAGGUGAAUGACUUCAUCAAGGCAAAGGGAAACUUUGACUUUGUUGUCGAUUUCGCCGGCGCUAUUGAGAAUAAGGGGGAUCCAACCAAGAUGGACAGUAAAUAUAACGGAGGCGACGGGUUGCAUCCAAACGUGGCUGGAUACCAGGCUAUGGCAAAUGCAUUCCCGUUGGAUGUAUUCGCGUGAUCGGACAGUCCAGCGUCAUGUAGAAGAGAAAUUGAGUACACGGUGUUACCUCAAGAUACCCAAUAUGUGGCAUGAGAG
Paraphaeosphaeria sporulosa is the source of this 1476-nucleotide messenger RNA. Its product is annotated as lipolytic protein-like protein G-D-S-L family. Lineage: Eukaryota; Fungi; Ascomycota; Dothideomycetes; Pleosporales; Didymosphaeriaceae. The record is from RefSeq and is a predicted model, not a curated record. The coding region runs from base 169 to 1398 and encodes 409 amino acids. The transcript has a single exon.